Messenger RNA from Cyphellophora europaea CBS 101466, 378 nucleotides. RefSeq names its product E3 ubiquitin-protein ligase RBX1. Gene Ontology annotation, cellular component: cullin-RING ubiquitin ligase complex; nucleus. The transcript has 3 exons. Gene Ontology annotation, biological process: ubiquitin-dependent protein catabolic process; protein ubiquitination. The record is from RefSeq and is a predicted model, not a curated record. Gene Ontology annotation, molecular function: zinc ion binding; ubiquitin protein ligase activity; cullin family protein binding. Bases 1 to 378 code for a protein of 125 amino acids. Lineage: Eukaryota; Fungi; Ascomycota; Eurotiomycetes; Chaetothyriales; Cyphellophoraceae.
AUGGCGGAUGUUGAGAUGGCGGACGCGGCGCCCGCUGGGGACAAUGGCAAGACCGCCGUCAAACCUGUCGCCAAAUCUGCUCCUGCCGACGGCGCGAGUGACAACAAGAAGAAGUUCGAGGUGAAGAAGUGGAAUGCUGUCGCUCUUUGGGCUUGGGACAUUGUCGUUGACAACUGUGCCAUCUGUCGCAACCACAUCAUGGAUCUGUGUAUUGAAUGCCAGGCAAAUCAAGGAGCUCAGACUACAGAAGAAUGUACCGUCGCCUGGGGUAUCUGUAACCACGCCUUCCACUUCCAUUGCAUUUCAAGAUGGCUCAAGACCCGGCAAGUUUGCCCGCUCGACAAUCGUGACUGGGAGUUCCAGAAGUACGGUCGCUAA